Messenger RNA from Cheilinus undulatus (humphead wrasse), 4691 nucleotides. It is a transcript of the gene znf711, whose product is annotated as zinc finger protein 711. The record is from RefSeq and is a predicted model, not a curated record. Gene Ontology annotation, cellular component: nucleus. The transcript is spliced from 8 exons. Gene Ontology annotation, biological process: regulation of transcription by RNA polymerase II. Lineage: Eukaryota; Metazoa; Chordata; Actinopteri; Labriformes; Labridae. Bases 234 to 2819 code for a protein of 861 amino acids. Gene Ontology annotation, molecular function: metal ion binding; DNA-binding transcription factor activity, RNA polymerase II-specific; RNA polymerase II transcription regulatory region sequence-specific DNA binding.
CCUAGCAAAGGGUGCCCGGGGAUCCAAAACUGCAGGCCGCACUUAGCUUACCGUCAAAAAUAAACCAAAACAAUAACAGACAAAACUGAGAAGGGGGAGAUACACCGAUAGAGUCAGAAGACUUCGUUAUCAGGGGUAUCAAUAACCUUGAUGGGAGGAAGCACAUCAAAUAUCCCAUUGGUUUUAUUUUGAGGGUUUGUCAUCAAAUGUGAAGUCAUUUUUUGAGGAAAGACAUGGAUCAAGGAGGAGGGGUGUUGGAGCUUCACACUCAGGAGCUGAAGAUGCCCCAUGCUAUGAUCAUGCAAGACUUUGUCGCUGGCAUGGGGGGUCUUGCCCAUAUCGACGGGGAGCACAUUGUGGUGUCUGUGCCUGAGGGCAUGCUUCUUUCUGAUGUGAUGACAGAUGAGGGGAUCCUUCUGGAGCACGGCCUUGAGGUGGAAGGCCUAGAGACUCAGGUGGUUCACGGCUUGGAAACAGAGGUGGUGGAAGGACUAGAAACGGAAGUGGUGGAAAGCUUACAUGCAGAUGUAGAGGGCUUGGAAGCAGAAGUGGUUGAGGGACUACAGACACAGGUGGUCGAGCUAGAGGCUCAGGUCGUCGAGGGUCUGGAAGGCGAGGUGGAAGUGGAGGGUCUAGAAGCCCAGGUCGUGGAAGGUCUGGAAACUGAGGUAGACGUAGAAAGCCUGGAGGCUCACGUUGUUGGAGGGCUUGAGGAGGAGGUUGAGGUGGAGGGUUUGGAAGCUGAGGUUGUGGAGGGUCUGGAAGUAGAUGUUGAAAAUCUGCAGUCUCAAGGAGUAGAAGCCCACGAGAUGACCACUGAAGAUAUGGUGUCCUCUGAACACAGUGUGAUCAUGCCCGACAAUAUUCUUGGCACAGAGGUCGCGAUAGAGGAAGCUCUGGACCCCCAUCAUCACCACCACGUCCUCACUUCGGACCUCAUUCAGGACUCAAACCACCAUCAUGAUGACAUGCCAGACCAGGUCUUUGUAGCAGAACUGCUUUCUGAGCACCAAGGCAACACUCUGGACCAUCAGCUUGUGUCAGAGGGUUUGAUGGUGACAGAGGCCCACGCCGAGACCAUAAUCCAUGAACAGCUGCCAACAGAGGCUGUUCCCCUGCAAACAGAUGAGGACGAUGAUGCAAGAAGCAGCUCAGAGGAUUACCUCAUGAUCUCCUUGGAUGAGGUGGGAGAGAAGCUGGACAUCGGAGACACUCCUCUUGAGAUCAGCACUGAGGUAAUGGAAGACAAGGAAUGCAAAGAGGAGGAUGGCUCUGAGGUCAUUAAAGUCUACAUUUUCAAAGCUGAAGCAGAUGAUGAUCUAGGUGGAACUGAGGUGAUAACUGAGGAUGAUUACCAAAACGGCCAUCCUGACCUGGAAGCUGCGUCGUCAGGCAGACUCGGAGUUGGUCGUGACAAGAUGGUGUACAUGGCUGUCAAGAACCAUCCAAAAGAAGAAGAGGAUGAUGAGGAUGACAGUGAUGAGGAUGACGAUGAUGACAUCAGUAACACAAUCGAUCAGGUAAAGAAUGGAGCAUCAACACCAUUUUUACAAAUCCGGGAAGGGCUUGGUGCGAACCGUGCAAUCAAACCAAAACCUAAGAAAAAGAAGAAAGGAGACACACGGCAGUGUCAGACUGCUGUCAUCAUUGGACCAGAUGGAAUGCCUUUGACCGUCUACCCCUGUCACAUAUGUGGAAAGAAGUUCCGCUCACGGGGCUUCCUUAAAUGCCACAUGAAGAACCACCCGGACCACCUGCUUAAAAAGAAGUACCAGUGUACAGACUGUGACUUCACCACCAACAAGAAGGUCAGUUUCCACAAUCACUUGGAGAGUCACAAGCUGCUAAGCCACAACAGUGAGCGCUCUCCUGAGUACACAGAGUACACGCGGCGCUACCACGAGUCCAGCCCCCUGGGCUCUGACAAGCUCAUCGUCAAAGACCGGGAACCCAAACUGCAUCACUGCAAGUACUGCGAUUAUGAGACGGCUGAACAGGGUCUUCUCAACCGUCACCUGCUGGCUGUGCACAGUAAGAACUUUGCUCAUGUGUGCGUUGAGUGUGCCAAAGGCUUCCGCCAUCCAUCAGAGCUGAAGAAACACAUGCGGACCCACACAGGUGAGAAACCCUACCACUGCCCGCACUGUGAGUUCCGCUGUGCAGAUCAGUCCAAUCUUAAGACUCACAUAAAGAGCAAGCAUGGCGCAGAUUUGCCUUUCAAGUGCAGCCACUGUCCUCAGGCUUAUGCAGACGCACGGGAACUCCAGCGUCAUAUAGAGAUGGUGCAAGGCCACAAGACCCACCAGUGCCCACACUGUGAGCACAAGAGCACCAACUCCAGUGACCUGAAACGACACAUUAUCUCUGUACACACCAAGGACUUUCCCCAUCAGUGUGACGUGUGUGAGAAAGGUUUUCACAGGCCUUCAGAGUUGAAGAAACACGCUGAGACACACAAGGGCAACAAGGUGCAUCAGUGCCGGCAUUGUAACUUCAAUGCCCCCGACACCUUCACUUUGAGUCGCCACAUCUUGUCCUUGCAUACAAAGGACCUCCCUUUUAAGUGCAAGCGCUGUCGGCGAGGCUUUAGACAACCUGCUGAGCUGAAGAAGCACAUGAAGACACACAGUGGUAGAAAGGUUUAUCAGUGCCAGUAUUGUGAGUAUAACAGUACGGACGCUUCAGGCUUCAAACGCCAUGUCAUCUCCAUUCACACCAAGGACUAUCCCCACCGCUGCGACUACUGCACCAAGGGCUUUAGGAGGCCUUCGGAGAAGAGCCAGCACAUAGCCAGGCAUCACAAAGACAUGUUGAUGUAAUUUCAUCACGCACAUAAAUACACUCCUCUCUCCCAAAUCAAUCUGUGUCACACACCCACAGGGGAUUUUAGUGAAUUAACAAAGAAAUGGCGGAUUUAAGCUGUUGAUGAAAACACAUUAAAAAUGCCAUACUCUGUGUUGUAAAAGGCAUGAACCUUCUCCCUUCAGGGGUAAUGCAACAACACAUUUUAGACGGGAAGGAAAUCUUAAAAAAGAUUGUGUGUACACUGAGUGGGACAUCUGUAAAUUGUGUUUUGUUUUGUUGCAGAAAAUCACAUAUGAACAUAUAUUCAGGGUCUCAAAUGUCUAUAUUUUUAUACCCACUUAGCUGAAAUGCUGCAAGAUGAUGACUGUGUCCUGUAAAACAGUAAGCAUUGCUUUGUGAGCUUCAUGCCAGUUCUUCAGAUUAUGCGGAAUGAGUACAGGAGAAGUUUGCCUCCAAAGUACCAACUAGUCUUCAUUAUCAACCAGCUUUUACCCUGACAUUUGUGUUCAAUGCCAUCUGGUCUUUGAGGGGCAGUUAUGACUUCAUUAGCUGUUUGAGUGAUGAUGACACAUUAUGCACCUUAAAAAUAUCUAAAUAAAUUUAGCAUUUGGACUUCCAUCAUUUUGGAUUUUCCUCCCAAACUUGAACACUUGGAUUAUCAUUAUAUUAAUCAUGUAUAACAGGUUAUAUCCUCCUAAAUAUGUCUUAAAGUUUCAUCAGCAGGAGGAUCAAUGAAGUGGUUGGUAUAUUAGAAAAUAUCCAUUUAGUGUACAUGAGUACACAGAGAUCUGGCUCGAUAGUGAACAGGUGUAUUAUAUGAACUCGACAGAUGGUUGGCUUCUCGUUUGAUAACCCCUGAAGUUGUGAUACCUGACUGACUGCUGGUGUAAGUUGCUUGUGUGUGAUGUUAUCUAUGACACAGAUGUGAUCACUCAGCUAACCAUUUGAUUGCAAUCAUGCCAUACAUCUGUCAGUCUUUAUCCCUUAAGCACUGAUGAACACAGCUAAUGAGAAAAUAAGUGAUUUUUAACUCUCAAACAUACUGUAUCAAUACCAUUCUCCCAGAGAUUGUGUGUUUGAGUCAGUAGAAAGCACUUUAUUAACCUUUUUUUUGUAUUUUAAUUAAAUGUGUGACACACCCACACAAGUAUAUAUAUUAAAAAAACCCUAGAUGAUAAACAUUUACAAAGCUCUGUGAGGUGGUAAAGGUGAACAUUGUUUUGAGUGUUAUCGCUAGCAAAUGGGGGCGUUCCAUCACUGCAUCAGAACGGAAUUGUGAUUGAAAGUGGUGGGUGAAACCAUUUAUUGUUUUGUUCUAUGGAUAAGUGAUUGGGUUUUGUGUUUUGUUUGUGCUCACUAACAAGUUUCCCAGACCCUCGUCCUGCAGUCCCCGAAUAACCCGACCCAUUUUCCCCUUCAAGUCAGUGGUCAUCAUAUUGGCAUUAGUCUUUAAAGUAUGCACAUAUGCUGUCUCCAUUAAAUUAAUUGUGGUAUAUAUAUUAAAAAUCCCUGCAUUUCGUGUACCUUAGUCUAUAUUUUCUCUCAGUCUGAUUGUGGAUAAACUACUGGUGGGAAAGAACCAAAAUAAACAAUUAUCUUUUUACGCUUUUUGUCCAUUCUGUCCUAGAAAAUGGAAUCAGAUUUUCAUAAGACAUUUCAAAGAGCUGGUCAGAAACUUCUUCCCUGUGUAGACUGGUAUUUGCACUUUUAUAUACAGAAUUGUGUAGCAUUAAGUGUUUUAUUUAUUAGCAUUUUAAUACCAGUCCUUUUAAAUCGUACAGAGAAAUGUAGAAUGUUUAUAAAAUAUAAUUUCCUUGUUAAACCACUACUGUAUUCCAGUGUAACUGCUCAAACUGUUUAAUAUAAAUGUUUACAGCUACCUAAGA